This is a messenger RNA of Ziziphus jujuba (common jujube), 615 nucleotides long. Its product is annotated as 23 kDa jasmonate-induced protein-like. The transcript has 2 exons. Lineage: Eukaryota; Viridiplantae; Streptophyta; Magnoliopsida; Rosales; Rhamnaceae. Bases 1 to 615 code for a protein of 204 amino acids. The record is from RefSeq and is a predicted model, not a curated record.
AUGGCACCCAAUGUGUUUGGCGAUCCCAUCACCGAUGAAACGUUGAAGGCACUGCCUGAAUAUGCAAACGAGGAAACAAUAACCAGCGAAGACAGGGCACAAGUUGCUCUGAAUCGGAAGCUUCCGAUACCAGGUAUUCCUGUAAAUGUGUUUGGGUAUAUUUAUAAUGCUACUGGACACACCUUAAAAUUAGUUUACGAUCAUGAUUGGUCCGGUCACGUUGUUGAAUCAUUAUCAUACCCUCAAAAGAUUGAAAAUGGGCAGUGGGGAACUUUUUUGCAUAUUGGAGAUUAUGCACCAGGUUUAUUUGUGCGACAAUCAACUGCGGCUGUUGUUUAUUUUGCAAAUAACGGUCGCAUUGGAGGUUUCUGCAAGUGGCUUUUGGCAUGGCACAGUGGAGGGUUUAUUGGUGAAAACAAGGUCUUUGCUGUUUUUGAAGAACCUCAAAGUGUUGAACAUGACUGGGAAGCUAUUCGGGAAAAACUGAAUAAUUCUGGUCAGGAUCAUACCGAGCGCACUCCCUAUGGAUUCAAAGCAACUGUGACAAUUACCCCUGGCAACACCCCCGCAUUAAUUGCGACAAUUACUUUAGACCUGCCGUUGGAAAAUGCAUGA